Molecule: messenger RNA, 2754 nt
Organism: Cucurbita maxima (winter squash)
Lineage: Eukaryota; Viridiplantae; Streptophyta; Magnoliopsida; Cucurbitales; Cucurbitaceae
Product: U-box domain-containing protein 52-like
Exons: 9
Coding region: 295-2457 (720 amino acids)
Biological process (GO): protein phosphorylation
Molecular function (GO): ATP binding; protein kinase activity
Source: RefSeq, a predicted model, not a curated record
UUUCUUCUGCUCAAAGCAACGCGCUGUUUCCAGUUUAGAAUUCGACAAUACAGAGAGGUCAACCGAUAAUCUUCUUCACAAACCCUAAUUUUAGCAACCACAGAUUGGAUUUGAGAUUCUUCGCGAAGAAGAUGGUGUUGACGUUCUUGUUUUUGGUCCCCAAAUUUAGUAAAACAAUCGCAAUCAAACCCACUCCCCACUCCCUUUCCGCCCCUCACCUCGUUUUCAUUUCUCGUUACCGUAUUCUGUCAUCUCUGUCCGGUAGCGUCAACAGUGGUGGUGGAGUUUGGAGCUAUGGCAGCUCCCACGGCUGAAGAAGAAGUUAACGAUUCCUUUACCACUUCCCACACGGUGAUCGCCAUUAGCAGGGACAAGAACAGUCAAUAUGCGGUUAAAUGGGCUGUAGAACACCUGUUCAACAGGAAGAACUCCGGCGAUUGCAUCCUCAUCCAUGUUCGUAGCCAGAGCAUGCAUCCCCAGGAUGCCGAUACGGUGCCUAAGGAGUAUCGUCCACCGACUGAAGCUGAGUUGCAUCAGUUCUUCCUUCCCUUCCGCGGAUUCUGUGCACGAAAAGGAAUAGUUGCAAAGGAGAUAAUCAUACACGACAUCGAUGUUCCUAGUGCACUUAUUGACUAUGUCAGUAAACACUCCAUUAGCAAUAUUGUUGUGGGUGCUUCCAACCGGAAUGUUAUUUUGAGGAAGUUCAAGCAUCCCGAUGUCCCAACGUGCUUACUCAAAUCAACUCCAGAAUCAUGCUCUGUAUAUGUCAUAGCUAGAGGAAAGGUUCAUACUAAGAGACUGAAAAAGAAACCGAAGUCACAAACUGAUAGUACAGAAACACCAUCUAGAGCUCCACAUUUGAGCAGGUCUAUAUCAAAAAUACAAAAAUCAGCAUACCCUAAUAUCUCAGGACUCUCUGAAGAUAAAAGCAGUUCUGGCACCAGUUAUGAUUCAAUGUCAGGCAUCAGUGACUAUUCGGGGCCUUUCAAAUCAUUUGAAACAUCCUUUGAGAACUUAGAUUCUUUCACAACCUCCUCAGAGACUAAUUCGAGGAGCUUUGUGUCCUCUAACACCCCAUCUUCCAUAGAAGCUGAGAUGAGAAAGUUGAGGUUGGAACUCAAACAAACGAUGGAAAUGUAUGAAUUAGCUUCCAAUGAAGCUAUAAUAGCAAAACAAAAGGCAAAAGAAAUGCAACAGUUGAAGAUGGAAUUGGUAGAAGACCAAAAACUUGAGCGUAGUAAAUCUUCAGAAGAGGCUAUAACGACAUUGGUCGAGUUUGAGAAGCAGAAGAACAAGGCUGCGACAGAAGCAGCUGUAAUGGCACAGAAGUUGGCAGAAUUAGAGACCCAGAAAAAACGAGUUAUUGUUGAAAAUAAAGCUAGGAUUGAGGCAGAGGAGAUGAAGAAAGCAAUUGAUUUAUUUGAACGCAGUAAUGUCUGCUAUAAACGAUACAGAAUUGACGAGAUCGAAGCUGCAACAGAUCAUUUUAAUGAGUCUAAUAAGAUUGGUGAAGGGGGAUAUGGACCUGUUUACCAAGCCAUACUCGAUCAUACUUCUGUUGCCAUUAAGAUCUUGAGACCAGAUAGAUCUCAUGGGCAGAAACAAUUCCAGCAAGAGAUUGAGGUUCUAAGCCGCAUGAGGCAUCCACACAUGGUUCUCCUCUUAGGUGCCUGCCCAGAAAACGGUUGUCUCGUUUAUGAAUAUAUGGAAAACGGGAGCUUAGAAGACCGUCUUUUCCGAAAAGAUAACACUCCUCCAAUCCCUUGGAGUACCCGUUUCAGGAUAGCUGCUGACAUUGCCACUGCCUUACUCUUCCUUCACCAAAUGAAGCCAGAACCUGUGGUGCAUCGCGAUCUCAAGCCAGCCAACAUUCUCUUAGAUCACAACUACGUGGGCAAAAUAGGUGAUGUGGGUUUGGCCAGGCUAGUUCCACCAUCGGUUGCCGAUAGCGUCACUCAAUAUCACAUGACUGCUGCAGCUGGAACAUUCUGUUACAUUGAUCCAGAAUAUCAACAAACAGGAAUGUUGGGUGUGAAGUCAGAUAUUUACUCAUUUGGUGUUCUGCUACUCCAGCUCAUCACUGCAAGGUCACCGAUGGGUCUUUCAUAUCAGGUCGAGGAGGCCAUUGAACACGGCACAUUUCCACAGGCACUUGAUCCUACAGUUACAGAUUGGCCUAUUGAAGAUACUCUUGGACUCGCUCAAUUAGCCCUGCAGUGCUGUGAGCUAAGGAAAAGAGACAGGCCUGAUCUCCAUACAGUUCUAUUGCCCGAACUGGUCCGGUUAAAAAAUCUAGGAUUGAGCAAAAUGCCACUAAAGGGAAAACUCCCAGAUGUCUGCGAAUCAUGUGAUCGACCGGCCUCUAACUCAGCUCCAAAAUUAAGGAGAUCAGGACAUGAGGAAAGAACGAGAAACAAUCCCAACCUGCCAAUGGAAACUCGAUAUAGAACGAUGUGAGAACAAGAUGGCAGCGAAAGUUGAUACGAAAUCUUGGAGCCAAAAGGGUAUUUGUUUGAAUACCAUCUCUCUGCGGACAAAGAAAGAAUAGACCUCGAAGAACAGUGAUGCGAAAGUCUCAGCUAUCCCACUGAGUGGAAAACGAGUUGAUGAACAGACUCUUAAGAAGCAGCAAAGCUCUCUUAGCAUGUUCAUAAAGAGAAAUCAUUGUAUCUUCUAAUUUAUCUGUUAUUUCGUACUCGUUUAGCACUUCACAUUUAUAAACGCCUGCAAAUGUGGCUUGUUUCCUCAUCUAAA